Messenger RNA from Aspergillus ruber CBS 135680, 1455 nucleotides. It is a transcript of the gene cp6, whose product is annotated as putative carboxypeptidase S1. The transcript is spliced from 5 exons. The coding region runs from base 1 to 1455 and encodes 484 amino acids. NCBI's taxonomy places the organism in Eukaryota, Fungi, Ascomycota, Eurotiomycetes, Eurotiales, Aspergillaceae. Gene Ontology annotation, biological process: proteolysis. The record is from RefSeq and is a predicted model, not a curated record. Gene Ontology annotation, cellular component: fungal-type vacuole. Gene Ontology annotation, molecular function: serine-type carboxypeptidase activity.
AUGUUCCUCUUCUGGUUUACACUCCUCCUCUCAAUCACUAUCUCCGCUUCUCCUACCAAUACAGCAAUCAUCAGUAGCCGUCUCUCUUACACCCAAAAACAUGGCACAAAUUACACGGUCUUCACCCACGCCCCCACAGGCGCAAUCCUUGAAUUCGUUAAUAAUUCUGGAAUCUGCGAGACAACCCCCAAUGUAAACCAAUACUCCGGCUAUCUCUCUGUCGGCGAGGGUCUGAAUAUGUUUUUCUGGUUCUUCGAAUCCCGCCACACCCCCGCCAAAGCUCCCCUCGCAGCAUGGUUCAACGGCGGCCCCGGCUGUUCCUCCAUGAUUGGGCUAUUCCAAGAAAACGGGCCGUGUCAUUUUCCCCUGCACGGUGAUACGGAUAAUCCAGUGUUGAAUCCAUAUAGCUUCAAUGAGGUUGCUAAUAUGUUGUAUAUUGAUCAGCCGGUUGGGGUGGGUUUUUCGUAUGCUGAUGACGGUAAUGGUGAGAAUGGCGGGAAUGUGAAUAGUACGGAUAGUGCGGCGGGGUAUGUAUGGGUGUUUUUGCAGGCGUUUUUUGAGGCAUUUCAUGGAUAUGAAGGGAGGAAUGUUGCUAUAUUCACCGAGUCCUACGGUGGUCAUUACGGCCCCUCCUUCGCCUCGCACAUUAAAGCCCAAAAUGAGCUUAUCCGCAACGGUGCCCUAAAAGGGGAGGUAAUCAACCUAGUCGCCCUUGGUAUAAACAAUGCGUGGAUCGACACGGCCAUCCAGGAGAAGUCCUACAUCGAUUUCGCAUUCAACAACACCUACCGCUCACUAAUCUCCGAAUCACAACGAGAUAAUUAUCUCUCUGUAUACGAGGAAAUAUGUCUCCCCGCAGUAACCAACUGUAUGGAGACAGAAACAGAUGAACCGUGCAGGUUUGCGAACCGGAUUUGUUCAUCCCGGAUCGAAGGACCGAUUAGUCGGGCUGCGGAUUUCAAUGUCUAUGAUAUCCGCAAACCGAGGAAUGAUGAUGAGCCACCAAGUACAUACAUGUCAUACCUGAACCGGGAGGAUGUGAGGAGGAAGAUUGGGGCGAGGGGAAGCACAUUCAGGGAAUGUGCGGGAGGUGUUACGCUAGAUUUUGGGAAAACGGGGGAUAACGCAAAAACACUCCUCCCAACUCUAUCUCAACUUAUCGAGUCAGGCCUACAAGUCCUCCUCUGGGCUGGCGACGCAGACUGGAUCUGCAACUGGAUCGGUAACCUUGACGUUGCAAACGCAGUCGCAUUCAAUGGAGCCGAAGAAUUUCGGGGAAAGGAGUUGGUUCCAUACAGCGUUGAUGGUGUGGAGAAGGGGAGGGUGAAGAGUGUGGGGGGUUUUACGUUUAUGAGGGUUUUUGGGGCGGGACAUGAGGUCCCUUAUUAUCAACCGGAGACGUCGUUGCAGGUUUUUAGGCAGGUUCUGGAAGGGAAGGGGGUUUAUUCUACUUAG